Messenger RNA from Lasiodiplodia theobromae, 342 nucleotides. RefSeq lists its product as uncharacterized. The transcript has a single exon. Lineage: Eukaryota; Fungi; Ascomycota; Dothideomycetes; Botryosphaeriales; Botryosphaeriaceae. The record is from RefSeq and is a predicted model, not a curated record. The coding region runs from base 1 to 342 and encodes 113 amino acids.
AUGACGUUCCUAUCGCCUCACAACGCCCCCUCUCAAACGCGACUCUACCUUCCGCACGAGUUUCCCGCACUCUUGGUGAACCUGCACGAUGCGAUGGAGGUGCUGAACGAUAGGAUGGAGUACUACCAAACGAUGAGUGAGCUGGUGAACGAGAUGGCGGCGCGUCACCCGAACAUGAUACCGUUCGACCUGAUCGACGAGAAGGAGAUCAGCUCACUGGUGCAUCUCGCGAGGUGCUUGAAGUGGGACGAGGAUGCAGCUAGCAAGCUGAAGAGGAGCGUCGUACCCGAUGUACGAUUGAUUAGGAACCUGAGGGACAAGGUCGUCGGGGAGAAGCAGUAG